Dermatophagoides pteronyssinus (European house dust mite) is the source of this 2390-nucleotide messenger RNA. Its product is annotated as serine/threonine-protein kinase STK11-like. Gene Ontology annotation, molecular function: ATP binding; protein serine/threonine kinase activity; protein kinase activator activity. The record is from RefSeq and is a predicted model, not a curated record. Gene Ontology annotation, biological process: establishment of cell polarity; intracellular signal transduction; regulation of cell growth. NCBI's taxonomy places the organism in Eukaryota, Metazoa, Arthropoda, Arachnida, Sarcoptiformes, Pyroglyphidae. Gene Ontology annotation, cellular component: cytoplasm.
AACAAAUGAUGAAUGGUUCGAAAUUUUGUUAAUUUUGUUCUUUUCCCCCUCUCUCGAUUAUCUCGAUGAUCCCAUUACAGAUUAAUUUUUGAUUGUUAUCUUCAAUGUUUUUGCUGUUGUGACAAAACACCAUACACACACACACUCAACAUUCGAAUGUCCAUUUUUUAGUUGUUUCGAAAAUCAUGAAUGUUUGUUGAAUAAAUAAUAAUCGUUUAUUGUCAUUGUCAUCAUCCUUGUUAUUGUCAUUUGGAUUGGUCAUUGAAUUAUUAUUUCGGAUUGCCAUCAAAUGCAAUCAUCAUCAUCUUCGAAGACGGCUGCUUCGGAUGCCACCGCAUCAUCAACCAUUGAUACGAUUUUUAUCGAUGACAACACCGGAACAAUGAAUGAAAAUAUUCGAAUCAAAAAUAUUGAUGAUGAUGAUGAUGAUGGUGAUGAUGAUAUCUGUCUUGAACAACAUCCAACGACCAUCAAUAAUGAUAAUGAUAAUGAUGAUCAACGAAAUGAAUCAACAAAAAAAGUAAAGAAAAAAUCAUCAAAUUUUGAUCAAAAAUGUUCAACGACGACGACGAUGAUGAUGGAUGAUGAUGAUGAUUUGAUUGUGCCAAAUGUAAACAAAAAUUGUGAUAUGAAUACGAGUGAUACAAAUCAAACAACAACAACAACAAAUUUCAAUAAUAAUAAUAAAGACAAUGUACAAUUUGACCAUUCGAAGCCAUUGUUGUCAUUAUCAUCGGACCAACAACAUUCUUCUUCUCUUUGUGGUAAUAUUGUUGAUUCCAACAUACCUAUCAUUCAAUUUGCCCAAGAUGAUGAUGAUGAUAAUGAUGAUGUCUGCGAAGAACGAAGACCAUUAUUUGUAACACCACCACCAAUAACUGAAGAAGAAAUGCUUGAUGGUUGUUUAGGUGCUGAUGGUUUUCUUUAUGAAAAAUCAUUACUUUUUGAACAUGAUCCGUUAAUAUCAGCUGCAGGUGGUGGUGGUGAUGGAACAGCUAUAGCCAUAACGAUACAGGAUAAACCCCUAUCAUAUCAUCGUGUUAAUUCAUCAGAAAUUUUAUAUGAAAAAAAACGACGAAAAGUAAAAUUUGUAUCGAAAUAUUUGCUGGGUGAUGUUGUUGGUGAAGGUUCCUAUUCAAAAGUAAAAGAAGUACUUGAUACUGAAACAUUAGAACGUCGUGCAGCAAAAAUUAUGAAGAAAAAACGUUUAAGAAAAAUACCGAAUGGUGAACAAAAUGUACAACGCGAAAUACAAUUGUUACGAAAAUUAAAUCAUGAAAAUCUUGUCAAAUUAUAUGAUGUUAUUUAUGAUAAUAUUAAAGAAAAAAUGUAUAUUAUAAUGGAAUAUUGUGUUGCUGUAUUACAAGAACUUUUGGAUUCAGUACCAGAUACAAAACGAUUUCCCAUACAUCAAGCACAUGGCUAUUUUGUACAGCUAGUCAAUGGUUUAGAAUAUCUACAUAGCCAAGGUAUAAUACAUAAAGAUAUUAAACCGGGUAAUUUAUUAUUAACAAAUGGUGGUGUUAUUAAAAUUACUGAUCUUGGUGUUUCGGAGAUGUUGGAUCAAUUUCAACAAGAUGAUAUGAUAUCAACAAGUCAAGGAUCACCUGCAUUUCAACCACCAGAAAUUGCUGAUGGUAGAGCUAAAUUUAGUGGUUUUAAAGUUGAUAUUUGGGCUUCAGGUGUUACAUUGUUCAAUAUAACAACCGGGAAAUAUCCAUUUCAAGGUGAUAAUAUUUAUAGACUAUACGAUAACAUAAGCAAAGCCGAAUUAACAAUACCAACCGAAAUGGAUUAUCUAUUAUCCGAUCUGGUCAAAUCAAUGUUAUGUAAAGAACCGGAUGAAAGAAUUUCUAUUCAACAAAUCAAACAACAUGAUUGGGUACGAAAAAAACAUCCACGUAUUGAACAACCAGUUCGAAUACCAUGUAAAACUGGUGGUGAUGAAUUACGUUCAAUGUCCGUUUUACCAUAUUUAUGGCAAUUACAUAAUAAUAAUAGUUAUGAUGAUGAUGGCGAUGAGGAAUUAGAUAAUAUCAUUGAUGGUGAUGAUGAUGAUGAAGAAUUUGAAUAUGCAACUGUUUCAGCAUCCGAUACAACUGAAUGGUCAAAUUCACGUAUGAAUGAAUUAACAGUAAAUUCAUUUGUAUCGAAUGUAUCACAUACAUCAAAACAAUCACGUACAUCUACUUUAUCAAACAAUCUGGCAUCAUUAUUUAAAUUACAUAAAUCAAAAUCAGCACGUAGUCAAACGACGACCGGUUUCGAAGCAUUAACACGUACAAAUCGUUUUCUUAAUUGUUUAGGUUUACGAUCAACGCACAAAUGAAAAUAAAAUAACGUUAAUAAAAAUGAAAAAAAUAAAGAAUUAAAGAUUAAUCAACGAUUCA